AUGGCCAAGAAACCAAGAUCACAACGCCGCAAAAAGCAAAAAGAUGGCGACCCUGCUGCUGAUAACAACAUUAAUGCCAGCGACAAUCCUCGCCUCGAGACUCUGUCCGACAGUCACACGGUCGACGACAGUGUAGGGAUGAGCGUCAUGUUGUUGGACGAUUUUGACUUUGACGCCGAAAACAAUAAUGACGCAAUGACAGACAUUGAUUUCAAAGACACGGGCAACCACGCGGCCGAAGAAGCCAUGGCCGCCCGCUACCAACGACUCCAAGAUACGUUGUCGACGUUGGAAGAAAUUCCCACCAUGAAACAAUCGGCACGGCGGGAAGCAUCCCUGCGCAAACUAUUUCGGGCAUUCUCCCAAUAUGCGACCGGACCGGCCGGGCAAAUGGCAGUUGCCUCCAGACAAGAUGAGAUUCGCACCGCCUGCAAUGUGCGAUCGGGUACGACUCCGGCCGAACAGUAUGCGGCGUGUCGCGUGUUGGCAGUCACAUCGGUCGUGCUGGGGGCGGACCAAGAUGAGUAUUACGAAGCAAUCGAACGACCGCUCCGGCGGGUCGUCAUGGCCAAUCGGGCUACACCCGUUCGUGUCGCUGCAUUGCGAGCCUUGGCCAUGGCCAAUUUGAUUUGUUCCAGUGAUACGGAAACGGCAGAAUCCUUGUUGGAUUUGUGCGAAGCAUUGGCCGCUACAGAGUAUCGAGGAUUGACCGUACCGGGCACGCUCCGUGCCGCGGCACUGGAUUGUUGGUCCUUGUUGGGGACUACCAUUUCCGAUUAUCACUUGUCCGGCAAGGACGAUGUCAUGAUUGGACGGGGACUCGCCAUACUCGACUUGCUCAAAGAUAGUCUGGAAGAUCAAGCCUGUCCGGAAUUGCGAUCGGCCGCGGGAGAAUGUCUGUCACUCAUUCACGAGGCGCGAUUGAAUUUGGGAACCGAUAUAGGUGAAAAUACCACCGAACGGAGGUAUCGACAAGGUUCCUGGGAAGGAUCCGAAUUUGAAGUCACCAUGGACGAAGUCAAACAACGCAUUGCCGAAUUAUCCACAGAGUCGGGGUAUCACAUGAGCAAAAAGGCCAAAAAGGAACAACGAGCAACCUUUCGAGAAUUCAUGAGUACCAUUGUAGACGAUGACGCACCGGAAGAAAUUGUCAGUUUUCGCGGUGGGACCAUUACACUGCACACAUGGAGAGAAAUCAUUCAAUUGAACUUUAUUCGACACUGUCUGCAGGGAGGAUUUCAAAUCCAACUGCUCACCAAUGAAACGCUACAAGAGAUUUUUGGUGCCGACGGACAACUCUUGAAUGCCAUGACCAACUUGACAACGCUUGAAAAACGAUUGGUCAUGUCCAAAACCAGUGAGGCAUCCAAAGCAGCCGACCAGGAAUUGACACGACAAAGAAAGGUGCGGAAUAAUGUCAAGAACUAUUUCUUGACAGCCGAUGGAGAUGACUUAUAG
Messenger RNA from Seminavis robusta, 1458 nucleotides. NCBI's taxonomy places the organism in Eukaryota, Bacillariophyta, Bacillariophyceae, Naviculales, Naviculaceae. The record is from the annotation of a GenBank genome assembly.